AUGAAUUUAUUAGGUUUUUAUUGGCAAGUGGUGCAUGAUAUCAACCUAGGUGAGGUAGUUUAUCGUCUUGCGUUACCAGCAUCUUUUGACCGAGUGCAUGACGUGUUUUGCGUAUCCCAGCUGAGACAAUACAUUAGAGAUGACUCACACUACGAGGAGACCCCCGUUCAGAUCCUAGAUAGGAAGACGCGUGAUACUCGUCGAGGUAGUGUAGCGCUUGUGAAGGUGCUAUGGUCUUAUCAUGUUACCGAAGAAGCCAUGUGGGAGGCAGUAGAUGCCAUGAGACGCGAUUAUUCCUGGUUGUUUGCUUAG
Molecule: messenger RNA, 312 nt
Organism: Amaranthus tricolor (Joseph's coat)
Lineage: Eukaryota; Viridiplantae; Streptophyta; Magnoliopsida; Caryophyllales; Amaranthaceae
Exons: 2
Coding region: 1-312 (103 amino acids)
Source: RefSeq, a predicted model, not a curated record